GAGACGAUUUGGAAGGGCGGGGCUUCGCACAGUCUCCUUGCUCACCUGCAGCCUGGACGCGCAGACUUUUUUUUCUGUACUUCAGCGAUACUUUCUGCGGGGAGUUUGUCAGAGAAACUGAGAAUCGGACUGAGCGCAUGCAGUUCAUCUGCGGCUCCUUCUGAAAAGGCUUAUUGUUCCUGCGCACAGCCAUUUGGAACUUCUAGGGCUGCUGGGAGUUGUAGUUCAGCUCGUGAUGGAGGGCAUUGGUUAGAUCUGCUUGCAAGCCUUGCCCAUACACAAAAUGGAAGUAUAGCAGACUCUUGCAAUGGAAUGGAAUGAAAAUUCAGAGGUGUCUUGUGACUUGGCUUAUUCCGAAGCACAAAGGUGGAUUGAGGAAGUCACUGGUAAAAACUUUGGGAACAAGGAUUUUCGUUCAGCUCUUGAAAAUGGGGUGCUGUUUUGCGACCUGAUUAACAAGAUUAAACCUGGAAUCAUCAAAAAGAUCAAUCGCUUAUCCACACCCAUCGCUGGCCUGGAUAAUAUCAACGUCUUUCUGCGAGCCUGUGAGAAACUUGGAUUAAAAGAAGCACAACUUUUUCACCCUGGGGAUCUUCAGGAUUUAUCUUCUCGAGUCACAGUCCGGCAAGAAGAGACAGAUAGAAGAUUAAAAAAUGUUCUGAUCACCAUAUAUUGGCUAGGAAGGAAAGCACAAGGUGAUUCAUAUUAUAAUGGUCCUUACCUGAAUCUAAAGGCUUUUGAAGGCUUAUUGGGGCAAACUCUGAUUAAGGUGCUUGAAGAAUCCAGCAGUUUGAAACGAAGCGGCAGAGAUAGUGGUUGUAGUGAUUUGUGGUAUAGUGAACAAAGAGACAGCGUUACUUCUCCCACUGUUCAUAAGAGAGACGAUUCCUGGGACAGUUUGGACUCUUUUGGUUCAAAGUCUUAUACAAGCUUCUCAUCAGACACAACCAUUAAAGGGAGCAGCGAAGGAGUAGAAAGUGAGACAGAAUCUGAACUUACUGACAAAAUGCAGGACAGCAGCAAAGAUGACAUGUCCCAUCGUAGGGUGUCGGCCAUGGAGCCUAAAGUGACCGCAAAUUUUAAUCAGUUUCUACCAAAUAAAACCAAACACUUCAAUAACAUGCCAGCACCACUGAGAAAAAAACGCAUAGAUAAAAAUGAAGAUAACAGGAGGAGCUGGGCAAGCCCAGUUUUCACCGAGCCAGAUGGCACAUUUUCCAGUUCGGACUCUGAGGAUGAUGGACCAUUGCCGGAUUUGGUGCUUGAUGAUUUAGCAAAGAGGAAAUUUCAUUUAAACAAAAAAGCACCUAUUUCUGCUACCUCUGGUGAUUUUUUAAGUCACAUUUUAAGUAAGGGUAUUCAACCCGCCUCUCAGACACAGCCACACAGCCAAGACCAGAAAACUGAUGGACAGAAGAAAACUAAAACUGUGUUAAAGGAUUCCUUUGAAUACUCCAGUCUGACAUCAGAUGAAGAUGACGAUUUUACAAGAGAAGUUCCGAAUCUUGUGAAUGAUGAUUUUUAUGUUCGAAAAGUUGGCUUGUCUACUCCUCAGUCCAAAUCGUCAAUUGAUAUGCUGUUGCCCAAUUUCUCUGCACAAGAAGAUGAUCAACUUAGAAAACAAAUUCGAAAAGGAGUGCAUUCCAGACGCUGGUACAAUGAGUUUCAGGGAUUCAGUAAGAAUUCUGCACAGAAUUUAGACUUUCUGUUGGCAUCUGGUCACGGGUCAGCUUUGACAACAAAUGUUGAUUCAGCAUUGAACAGAGAUUCUAUUUCACAGUCUGCCUCAAGCACAAAAAACAACAUGGAUGAGACAGAUGCAUCUGAAAAACCAAGUCAAUUUAUAUUACUUCAGGCAUUACAAAAGAUGUCAUCUGAUGCCUUGACAUCUAAAAGUGACCCCACAUCUGGUCCUAGAGUUGUUACUUCCUGUCAGAAGCCACUAUACGUGCAAAGUAAUCAGAAAGAAGAUGCCAUGGAAAUGUUGCCCAAUCUACAAAAUGAUGAUUUAUUUACACGGAAAACCAGAACCUUUCAUCUCAAUGAGGUUAUCAACCUUGGGACACCUUUAGUUCGGGUCUGUGAACUAGAAAAAGAUAUUAUAUGUCAGUCAAAGCCAGAGGAUUCAGAACUUCCAGAUUUAGUAAAGGAUGAUAUGACGAAUCGCAGAGUUCAGAGUGAACCAAAAGAAGUACAUAUAUCGGGUGCACCGGACAAUUACCAUCCUGUGCCUUUUCCAGAGCCAUGGACUCUACCAGAAGAUAUACAGUCCAAAUUCCUUUGCCCUGUGAAUAAAAAGCAAGAAUCGACUACAGAGGAUAAUUGUGGACGUGUGGUAAAGAUGUCUGACAAGCUGAAGAAAGAUGAUAUGUUGACUAGGAAAGUAAACUUAGGCCAGACUUCCAGUUCAUUAACACCAAAAAGUUUUAUCCCUGGGCCCUGCAAUGAAGAGGACUUUAAAAAGUGGGAGUGGAUUAGGGAGGCCAGCAAAGCAAGGCAUAAGAAAAGACUGCUGGUUGAAAGACUUCAGGAAAAGCUAUCCAUUAACUCGGGGAGCAAGUCUUUGGAAGCGAACACUGCAGAGGAACUGAUUAGCAACCGACAAGUUCGCUAUGAAGAAUUGCAGAAGAUAAGAAAUCAACUUCAGGAGCAGGAUCAGCAGUGGCAGAAUGAUUUAGCAAAAUGGAAGAAUCGUCGAAAAAGCUUCACGUCUGAUGUUCAGAAGAAAAAUGAUGACAGAGAAGAGUCUGAAAAAAUUUCUACUGAAAGUACAGAGCGAACAUACAAAACAUUCCGAGAGAUGCAACAGGAGAGGGAAACCCGAAAUCAAGAUAAUUAUUACUUGAACAAAGAAAGAUCAGAAGACCGGAAAAUGUACUCUUCCAAUGAUGAUAUUUUUGGUGAUGUAAAUGUACCAUCCAAGCGUAUGCUGGAAAGAAGCUAUACUGUUGCAGUGGAAGCCCCCUAUACCAUGAGUAAGGGCACUGCACAGGAUACAGCUAAUGCCCAGAAAAAGGAAAACAACAGUGGUGUAACAUCUGAACUGCCCCCAACAUCUCAUUCUACAGUUGAAACAGAUGGAAUUUACUCUUCAAAGGCAAACACCAGUUAUGCUGAGCAGGGCCCAGAAAAGUCUGAUUUCAAAACAUCCAAAUCACUGUUUGAAAGAAGUUACACUGUGGAAUCUGGCGCACCUUACAACAAUAAGAAAGAAACAAUUUAUUCCGUCACAAGUUAUGAAAAGCAGGACAAUGGCCCACCUAUGAACUCCGGUAGCCUGCUAGGCGAGCAACAUUCUUACAGCUCCUUUGUUACAGAAAGUAAACCCAUUCCAGGUUUAACUUCUUUGCCAAGAAGUUAUCAGAAAAAUGAUACUUCAAGAUUAACGGCAGUAGUUACCCCCAGGCCAUUUGGAAUUCAGUCAAAGGGAAUCACGUCACUUCCACGAUCCUUCACAAUGGAUGAUUCCUCCAAGUAUAAUGGGGAUCUUAGUUCUACAAAGAAUAAUUCCACAUUUAACUCCUACUUUAAAGUUGAAGAGAAACCCAACAGAACUCCACAAAGUAAAGAGGCUGAUGAGCCAGAUGAAAAGGAAAGCAUUAGAAGAAGUAUUUCACCUAAACCAUUCCCUGUGGUCAGUGCUGCUCCAGAGAAACACAUGAUUUCAGAAUCCGUAAAUGUCGCAUCUUCUGCAAGAGGGGUAGAACAAACCAAUGUUCCAGGGCCACUGGACCAGUACAGUGACCUGAGAAUCAGCAUUAACCAGAAACCUGGAAGCAGCCAUGACUUUGGGUUUAAAACAAGCUGGAACAGUGCUGGGGUCUUUGUAAAGUCUGUUGAUGUAGGGAGUCCAGCAGAAUUUUGUCAUCUGCAUGUAGAUGAUGAAAUUCUAUCUCUCAACGGCACAAAGGUUUCAUCAAUGGACUACAACCAGUGGGUGGAAACAAUGGAUCAAGCUGUAGAAACUGGAAACCUAUCUAUGGAUGUCAGGCGAUAUGGCAAGAAUGACUGGGGCAGAGACCCACCUUCCCUGCCAUACAAAAGCCAUAAAACCCUCAAUCUGACCAGUAUGGAUCCAAAACUUAUAGGUUCUCCUGAAAAUAAAUGGAUUGAUGCAAGCAGAUCACAAAGCACCUCCCUGAAAAAAGACAUCCCUGACUCUGGAAAUGCAACAAAUCUGUUAAAUGGACUACAGGAUUCUCCACAAAAAGCAUCUGAAUCUAUUUCAUUGAAAAAUUAUAAAAGAAGGUCGCAGUUUUUUGAGCAAGGAAGUUCGGAUUCUUCAUUACUUGAUAUGCCAGUUCCUUCAAUUAAUGUUUCAACACACCGGUCUUGGGAUCCAGAAGAUGAACGAAAACGUCAGGAAAAGUGGCUUCAGGAACAAGAACAAAUUCUGCAGGAAAAGUACAAACGUGAGCAAGAAAAACUGAGACAGGAGUGGGAACGUGCUCAACAGGAAGCAGAAAAGGAGAGAUUUCAGCAAAUUCAGCAAGAACAGACCCACUCUAGCAUGUCCAGAACAUCACCGUCAUCAUACUGGAAAACAUUUGGCUCUGAGGUAUCUGAUGAUAUGCAGAGCAGUGAAGAGGACGACAGACAGAAAGAACGACGAUCAGAGGAGGAACUAGAAAGUGAGAGACAAUGGAAAAGAGCAGAAGAAGAAAGGUUGAAAUAUUUGGAAGCUCAACAUCAUCAAGAGGUAGAGGAACAAAGACAACGUCAGUUGGAAGAAGAAAAUCUGCGUCACCAGGCAGAGGAGGAAAACCGGCGUCGUCAGACAGAGGAAAAUGAAAGAAAACGUCAAGAGGAGGAAAGAAAGAAAAAGGAAGAAGAAAUACAUCUUCAAAGAGCUGUGGAAGAAGAAAGACUGCGUAAAAAAUUCCAGGAAGAAGAGGAGCAGAGACAAAGGAAUAAUGUUUUAAAAUCAAAUGAUUCUCGUACCCCAGACGAUGGAAUAUCUGGGAGGCCACGAUAUGGCUUAGCCCAUUGGCUGAUUGAAGAUGAGCAAAAAAGAAAAAACAUGAAGCUAUCUCAAAGCAGUGUGCCAUCAGAAUUGGAGACCAAGCGAAAGCAAAUAUUUAAUCAGAUGAAAUAUCCUGAGCUGUACAGAGGAGAUCACACUGAUUCGGGCACUAAUGAGAGCACAGGAAAUCCGCAGCUGAGACCAUACAAGGAACAAGGGCAUGGUUCAGCAGAAGUGGACAGGCAGCGGAUCAUUCAGGAAAUGAGAAAAAGGGCAUCGCUCCAUAAUGACAACAGCUGGAUUAGGCAACGCAGUUCUAGUAUGACAAAGGAUACAUCAUCCCUUCCUAACUAUAUGAGAAGAGGGGAAUCAUUAGAUAAUCUUGACUCCACCUCAGGUUUGCAAAGAGUGUCUCCUUGGACAAAUCAGUCCUCAUCUUAUAACUCAUUGUCAUCCAGUCAAGACUUCAGUCGACCAUCUCAGGUUGUUUCCACAUCUAAUCGUACUUUCUCGCGCAACUCAUCCAAUAGUUUGCCACAGUCUUCUGCUGGCUCCCUUUCCCAAACUUCCUCUACUCUGCCUCAGACACAGCCAUCAUCCCAAAUAUCCAACCAGCAACGCAAUAAGUCAGUGAGUGGGAAGAAAUUGUGCUCUUACUGUAAUAACAGUCUGGGCAAAGGAGCAGCCAUGAUCAUCGAAUCUCUUGGUCUUUGUUUUCAUUUGCAGUGUUUUAAGUGCGUUGCAUGUGAGACCGACCUCGGAGGCUCCACAUCUGGAGCUGAAGUCCGAAUCCGUAACGGCGAGCUGUACUGCAAAAGCUGCUACAUCAGAUUCAAAAUGGGGCAGCCAACCUCCAUGUGAAGGUAAUGUCAGCCCGGAGCCUCUUGAAGAAGUAGCAGAAGAGGAAAGUUCUGAUGAGGAUAUGAAUGUGUAGCUGCAAAGUGGAAUUGCUGUUUAAUUCUCUAUGGUUGACGUUGUAGGACUUAGCAAUCUUGUAUUUUUGUAUUGCCUCUUGCAUUGGACCUUUCCCUAUGAGAUAUUUAUGAAAUGGUAAUCAAAUCUAAGAUAUUAUAUUUUCAGUGUUCUGAAUGCAGUAUGUAAAGAUAAAGUCUCUAUUUGUAUUUUCUAAAUAUUUUUGAAUCUUUCUGCUUUUCCACAUUUUUUGGGCAUCUGAAGAGAUUUUGUGGGAAAAAUAAAGCAAAUAUUUAAGAAACAAUGUUGCAAAAUAAUGACAGAAGUUACUGUUGCCGUCUAUAGAACAAAGUGAAAUCAAAUGCACUCAGUCUUUAAUGUUUUUUUUUUUUUUACUUAUCUCCAGACAUAUUUAUGUACGCUUAGCAUUAUAUAAGUACAGUAUACCUGCUUCAGGGUGAAGGUUGGACAUACUCUUCACUUUUACAGUAUUGUAUUCUCUUUGCAGAAAUCUACAACUGACUGCUGUUCCACAAAUGAUUACUGACAAUAAAUGCUUCUUUUCCUAAAGUUAUUCUUUCAGAAAAUAUUUAGGUUUUUUUUUUGUAAAUAAAAAUUUAUUUUGACUGCAUUUAAA
This is a messenger RNA of Xenopus laevis (African clawed frog), 6512 nucleotides long. RefSeq names its product LIM domain 7 protein L homeolog (gene lmo7.L). Gene Ontology annotation, molecular function: actin binding. The record is from RefSeq and is a predicted model, not a curated record. The transcript has 35 exons. Bases 308 to 5824 code for a protein of 1838 amino acids. Gene Ontology annotation, cellular component: actin cytoskeleton. Gene Ontology annotation, biological process: actomyosin structure organization; regulation of signaling; regulation of cell adhesion. Lineage: Eukaryota; Metazoa; Chordata; Amphibia; Anura; Pipidae.